Molecule: messenger RNA, 996 nt
Organism: Lucilia cuprina (Australian sheep blowfly)
Lineage: Eukaryota; Metazoa; Arthropoda; Insecta; Diptera; Calliphoridae
Product: phospholipase A1 VesT1.02-like
Exons: 1
Biological process (GO): lipid metabolic process
Molecular function (GO): lipase activity
Source: RefSeq, a predicted model, not a curated record
AUUACUUCAGUAAUCGCAUUUGAGGAACAUAAUACUCGCAUUCAUGGGGAAAAUGGUUGGUAUGUACCACAAGAAGAUGGUUCCUUUCAUUGGGUCGAUAUGCAAAAAGCAGACUCGUAUAUCAGGGCCAUGGAAAAUAUAGAAGAUUUCGGUUUGACCACCAAUCCAGUGAAAUUUUAUCUAUAUACCAAAUCUAACCCCACCAGGGGCGAAAGAAUUAAAGCUGAUGCCGAAUCUAUACUUGGCUCAAACUUUAAUAAAUCUAAUCCUACCAGAUUUAUAAUACACGGUUGGACUCAAAGCCGUCUGGCGGGUAUGAACAGAGAAAUACGUGAUGCCUGGUUGAGUGUGGGUGAAUACAAUAUUAUUGUGGUUGAUUGGGCUCGAGCUCGUUCGGUCGAUUAUAUUACAUCUGUUUUGGCUGUACCCAGGGUGGGCGAGAAAGUGGCCAGCAUGGUUGAUUAUUUGGUAAAAGAACACGGCAUGUCUUUGAAUACCUUAUAUGUUAUCGGUCACAGUUUGGGGGCUCAUGUGGCUGGCUUUUGUGGCAAGAAUGUUGUGACCGGUCAAGUUCACGUCAUUAUAGGUUUGGAUCCUGCCUUACCUUUAUUCAAAUACAAUGAACCCGAUAAACGUUUGAAUAGUACCGAUGCUUUCUAUGUAGAAUCUAUACAAACCAAUGGUGGUAAAUUGGGUUUUUUGAAACCUAUUGGUCGAGGAGCUUUCUAUCCUAAUGGUGGUGAAUCUCAACCAGGCUGUCUUUUGGAUCUUACUGGUGCUUGUUCUCAUGCUCGUUCCUGUAAAUAUUAUGCGGAAGCUGUUGCUGAGGAUAAUUUUGCCACAAUGUUUUGUGAAAAUUACGAACAUGCUGUUGCCAAAGAUUGUGGUGAUAUAUUAAGCUCUGUACGCAUGGGUGCUGACAAAAAUGCAUUUAUUGUUGGCGGUGAUUUCUAUGUACCAGUAAACAAAAAAGCUCCUUUUGGCAUGUUGUCAUAA